AUAAAUACCAGUGGGAAGGAGUCAAAGCAAAAAACAGGAUUUGAUACUUGCUGAGACAACUGGGGAACGAAUGGCAGAGUUAACCACCCUGUCUUGAGAUAAAUAUAAACUUGAUCUGAAGCACCACUUUCCCCAAAGGUUUCUGCCCGUACCUGUUCGUAAACCGUUGCCGGUAGCUUGCUGAAAGAAGGUUUACCUAUCAAUGGCCGAGAAAGAGGUUACAGCUCUGGUGGUGGACAAUAGCACCCGAACCUGCAGAGCGGGAUUUGCAGGAGAGGACGUUCCCCGAACAGUAUUUCCCUCCAUCGUGGGGUGGCCCAGGCAGCAGAGUGCAACGGACGGCACAGCCAGGAAGGCCUUUGUGGGCCACGAUGCGCAGAGCAAGAGGGACAUCCUGACUUUGAAGUACCCCAUUGAAAAUGGCUAUAUUACCAACUGGGAGGACAUGGAGAAAAUCUGGCACCACGUUUUCUACAAGGAAUUGCAGGUAGCCCCGGAGGACCAUCCAGUCUUGCUAACUGAGCGUCCCAUGAACAGCAAAGACAGCCGGGGGAAGAUGGCGCAGAUUAUGUUUGAGAGUUUCAAUACGCCGGCCGUAUAUCUGGCCAUCCAAGCCGUUCUCUCUCUGUACGCUUCUGGCCGUACCUCCGGAAUAGCUAUGGACAUAAAGUACGAUCGAAUGGACGCUGUCCCUGUCAGCGAAGGCUAUUCUCUCCCCCAUUGUCUCUUGCGCAUGGACGUCGGUGGCAAUGACCUGACGGAUUUCCUUAUGCGGAUGCUGAAUGAAAGAGGCUACCGCUUCAAUCCAGGAGAGAGGGAAAUUGUGGAAGACAUCAAGGAGAAGUUGUGCUACGUUGCACUGGACUUUAACAAAGAAAUGGCCAGCGCUACACCCUCCUCUUUGGAGAAGCCGUAUGAGCUACCUGACGGGCAAGCGAUCACCAUCAGCACUGAACGUUUCAGGUGCCCCGAAGGCCUCUUCCAACCCACACUGUUGGGCCGAGAGCUCUGUGGCAUCCAGGAGACUAUCUUUAAUACCAUCAUGCAAUGUGAGCGGGACUUGCGCAAUAUCAUGUAUAAAAAUGUAGUGUUGGCAGGUGGGACCUCCAUGUACCCCGGCAUUGCUGAAAGGCUGAAACCAGAGAUCAUAGCUCUGGCCCCCACAAACACAAAUGUCCGUAUCAUUGCCCCCCCAGAUCGCACGUGCUCAUCGUGGAUCGGGGGAUCCAUCCUGGCUUCUCUUUCUUACUUUCAGCAACAGUGGAUCAGCAAGCAAGAAUAUGAUGAAUUUGGCCCAUCUAUCGUAGACCGAAAAUGCUUCUGAGGUUUUUUUGCUGCUUCCACUCAGUGCCAUAACGUCUGCGUGUCAAAGUAGUAUCACUCACCUGAGAAAUGAUUGCUACGCUUUUAUGUGGGAUUGGCAACCUGCCACGUAACAGUUCUUUUAAGCAGUAACUCGCUUACAAUAUUGACUCUGUGAUCCUAGGGCACUAAGGACAGAAAAUUAAAGAAAGGAACAAUCAUAAUACUUGUAAAAUCCGAAACUGUAAUUAAUAUUGGUCGAAUAUCUUUUUUCCCUCUCUUAUUUAUAUUCAGUACUUUAAGGCACCUAAAUGAUAGAGUAUUAAGAAUCUAAAUAUAUUACAUAAAUAUCAUCCUAUUGAAAUAACAUAUUGUACCAAAAUUGAGAAGAUGGGGCAAUAGGUGGUCUAUAAGUUAAAGCGUUGAGCUAUAUUAACACUUUAUGGAUAUAUUUUCAGUUUCUCCCAAUAUUGCUGAUUUAAUCCCUAUUCUGUAUAUUCUUUUCUGAUUUUCUUAGCACUGUUGUAUUUAUGGUUGUCCUUCAUCAUGUCUUCUGGUUGUUAUAUCUCACCAGUAAUUUUUUUUUAAAGGAAGUUAAAGAAAAGAGGUUUUUGACCCCAAAUCGUCCUUUCUGCAUCUGUGGAUUUGGCCUUGUUUCCUAAUUGUGCAACUGAUACUGUCGUAAUACAUUGCAUAAUCCCGUAAGGGAACGGUGUUAAAGUAUCUUUGUAAACCUUGCGCGAUUAAUGGAAGAGUCUACAGCCUCUGUUAGAUGCUUUGUGACCUGGUUUGCUUCUAGUGGUUCCCCAUUUUUUGCAACAUAAGUAAAACCGGCUUAACGAUGAUAAAGGGAAAACUCCUCCCUUUAUCCAAAUGGGCUGUGUAGUCCUACGUAGAAUGAAAGAAACGGUACCCUCAACGUCCCUUGCCUGUGAAGGUUGUAAACCUUCUUUCACACAACGCCUUCACGACACCUUGCCUGCCGCAACCCUCGUGCACCGUUCAGAAUCCCUCCUGAUUUGCCCUGCGACAGUUUCCAGAAAAGCUACCGUCCCUUUCUUCUGGGCAUCUCACCCGUUCCAAUCUUAGGGAUGCAGUUGGAAAAGCUGAAAAUCGCCUCCAGAACAGGCCAGCGGUUCACAGAUGGAAGCAGUGACGGGUGGAGCCACAGCCCAGAAUUAUCCCUGAAAGGAACACAAUGGUUUGGAUUUGGAUAAAAUGCCAACCCAAAGAAAACCCUAUUGAUAUCUUGUUGUAUCUGCUGUGGCCUUUGUUUAGUCACAUCUGUCACUGUCACUUCCCUUUGUAUUUCUUCCAAUUCUUCUU
This is a messenger RNA of Python bivittatus (Burmese python), 2628 nucleotides long. RefSeq names its product actin, cytoplasmic type 5-like. The record is from RefSeq and is a predicted model, not a curated record. Lineage: Eukaryota; Metazoa; Chordata; Lepidosauria; Squamata; Pythonidae.